CGUACGAGUGACUUUGCGUGACAAUAAACUGCUCGAAGCAUCAUGCCACCUAAAGCAACCGGAAAGGCAGUCAAGAAAGCUGGGAAGGCCCAGAAAAAUAUCAGCAAGACCGACAAGAAGAAGAAACGCAAGAGGAAGGAAAGCUAUGCCAUUUACAUUUACAAGGUACUGAAGCAAGUACAUCCGGAUACUGGAGUCUCCAGUAAAGCUAUGAGCAUCAUGAACAGCUUCGUCAACGACAUCUUCGAGCGCAUCGCCGCCGAAGCUUCCCGAUUAGCCCAUUACAACAAACGUUCUACCAUCACGUCUCGCGAAGUACAAACAGCCGUGAGGCUGCUUCUACCAGGAGAACUGGCCAAGCACGCUGUCAGUGAAGGCACGAAAGCUGUCACCAAGUACACCAGUUCCAAGUAAAGCUGCUUGGUUCAAUUACGAAUUUUCAAAUACCGGUCCUUUUCAGGACCAUAAAAAGUUCUUACGUUAGCUUCAACAUUCACAGCAUAUCUCCUUAAUUAAUUUUCCAUCCUUAUAUAAAAUCUAUAAUCUCUUACACUCCAUUUCGUGAAAGACGGUACUAUUCCAGUUUUUAAGUAACAUAUUAUUUUAUGAGUAUCAUUUUAUAUAUUUUCAACUUUAUAUCAUUGUACUUUUUAAAGCAGGUAGAGAAUUGGGAAUACCGAUAUAUGAAGAAAAGAAUGAUGAAAGUAGUUCAAACUUCGAAAAAAGCAACAUUACGAUUGAAAAACAACACUUAAAGUAGUUCUCGUGUAAAACCAUUUUCGUCCGAUUGUUUCAACCUAAUUGUUUGAAAUAAAUAAUACCUGUAAAAUGAA
Messenger RNA from Cephus cinctus (wheat stem sawfly), 833 nucleotides. Its product is annotated as histone H2B-like. The record is from RefSeq and is a predicted model, not a curated record. Bases 43 to 414 code for a protein of 123 amino acids. Lineage: Eukaryota; Metazoa; Arthropoda; Insecta; Hymenoptera; Cephidae. The transcript has a single exon. Gene Ontology annotation, molecular function: protein heterodimerization activity; structural constituent of chromatin; DNA binding. Gene Ontology annotation, cellular component: nucleosome.